GAAAUGAUUCCUCGAGUACCUCGAAUAAUUCAAGUACAAAAAAUCCUCGAGUCAAGUUAUCUGCCUCGAAGCUUCAUUUAAUUCAUGUUUAAUUAAUUAAUGACUUUGCAAUCACCCGUGGCCAUGUUUAACCCGGACCGAAAUAAGUGACUCACAUACACACUGCACUGAAUGCACACGCGAGUAGCGAACGCAACUUAACAUUCUUUUAUGCCAUGGUGGACAAUGUGGACCCCGGUGGAGUGCGAAAAAGACACAAAAUGUCAAAGGUGUGGGACCAUUUUUCACGUCGUAAGGCGGAAAACGUAGUCCAGUGUAAAUACUGUAAAAUGGAUUUAGCCUACCACAACACCACAUCCUUCAUGCUGCAGCACCUUUAAAUGUCACUUCUGCAAGUGGACUCGGAGCCUCUACAAGAUAAUGCAUUUUGGCCUGUUUUUCUAUAUAUUCUGCAGACACUGUGGGACUUUUUCAUUUGUAGUACUCAGUUUCAGCUCACACCGUACGUCUGGUAGCAACACGUCGGACUUAAAAUUAGCUAAAAAUAGCAGUUUUUACAACACGUUAGACUUUUUACUGUGUUAUUGAUGUCUGUUGUCCCUCAGGAUUGCUGCAGGAGGACACAGGUAUUUAUGAGGAAAACGAAAGAAAGUAAAUAAAUGUUUUGUGGUCAGUAUAAUUUGACAUAACCACGGCAAACAUGCUUUCGACAAUCCUUGUUAGUGUGAGACAAGAAAAGUGUAGAAAUUAAAACAGACGUGUGUUAAUAGGGAAAUAGCUGGCGAGCCAUGUUUGCGCAUGCGCCGUGAGAGGUUCUGGUGCUGUUUGGGCCGCAGCCAGUCACAUUUGUUUACUGUGAAGUAAAGUUGAAGUGCUGAAGUUUUGAAAACAAAUUUUGAAUAAAACUUGAAGAAUAACUGGCAAGUGCUUUCUCAUUUCAAGAUAUAUUUCAUAUUUUAUAAAAUGCUAUUUGAUAUAAUGGUUUAAAAACGCAGUAGAGUAAUUUAUUAGAGUACUCGAUUAAUCGAUAAAAGAUUCGAUAGAGUACUCGAUUACAAAAAUAUUCAAUAGCUGCAGCCCUAUUAAUCUUUCUACAUGUUUCUUACAAUUUUUUAUUUGGAUUUAUAUGUUGGGGCAGUCGACACUGUCCCUGUAAUGUUUAAUCCUAUCAGAGAAGACCAUUAAGGGGACUGUGUGUUUUUGAACUGGCAAAAUACUGAUGGAUGUAUUCACACAUCUAAACUUUACAAUCCCCAGAUUUCAAAAUGUCUUGUUGGGUUUUAAAGCUGCAAUAGUAAAUUUAGAAAAUAAAUGGCUUAAAAUAUUUAUUGUUCAUGCCUCUUAAUGUUCUAACAUACACUGCCUGGCCAAAACCAAAAGUCGCUACCAAAUUUGAUUAAAGCUCACAUUUGCUGUGGCAUUGUUUUGAUAAGCUUCUGCAAUGUCACAAGAUUUAUUUUCAUCCAGUCUUGCAUUGUUUCUCCAAGAUCUUGCAUUGAUGAUGGUAGUCUGACUGCUGCGCAGUCUUCUCCAGCACAUCCAAUAGUUUCCCAGUGGGGUUAAGUCCUAGUCUCUGUGAUGGCUGAUCCAUGUGUGAAUGGAUUUUAAUGUUCUCUUUGUUUCAUGUCCUCAAGGUUACAAGUCUCACCGAUGCCGCGAAAGCCGAUGAACCACUGGCGUCAAAACAAGACAUCCAGGUUUUAAGUCACACCGACGUAGCCGAAGCUGUGACAGUAGCAUCUCCCUUGUCAACACAAGACAUCCAGAGCUGCAAACAUGUUCUGUGCCCAUCCUCAAUGACCAGCAUGGAAAAAUGUGUCCAUUGCUUAGGACCAUAUUCAGCAAGAAAAUGGGAUGGUGUGAAAUGCAGAGAUUUGCGCUUCUGUGAUUCAUAAGUUUUAGAGUAUGUUCCUCUAUCUGGCACGAGAAAUGUUUCAACAACACCAUGAGGGAUUCUUCAUUGGUUUCUGAAGAAAGUGACCCAAGUGAUGAAGUGUCAGAGGAAGAAUAUGUCCCUGAUUCUGUAAGCUCUUCAAGUGAUUCAGACAAACUCUCAGAUAAGAAGCUACCACAACGUGAACAGUUUGAAGUUCAAGAAGAAGAAAUGUCUUUAAAGACUACUGCAAGAACUGAGGAUGCGGAGAACAUCCAGUCGUCUAGUGUAUCUUCUACUGAGAAGAAAAAUUAUUGCUUUGUUUGUGACAAGCCACAAUCUAAACUUGCUCGACACUUCCAAGUUCAUGAGAAGACACAUGCAGAAGUUGCUGAAGUUUUGGCUCUACCAAUAAAUUCGAAAAUGCGUAAACUAAAGUUGGAUCGUUUAAGGAACAAGGGAAACUGUAAACACAACUCUGAGGUUUACAAAAGUGGCAGUGGACUGCUAAAAAUCAAACGCAAACCAAAGAAGAUAUAUGACUUGAACCAGUAUGUGCACUGCACUUAUUGCCAAGGGCUUUAUCUUCGCAAGCACUUCUGGCGACAUGCUCAUAAAUGUAAAGCAAAACCACUGCAAGAUGAACAAGAGAGUGGAAGGGUCUUGACUUUGGCCUCAAUGGUGGACUCAUCCUUGUGUCAACAAAUAUCCCAAAGUGUUUGGAAGCUCUUAUCUGUGAUGAGAGAUGAUGAAGUGGCUACUGCUGUACGAAGUGAUUUUAACAUACUUCAGCUUGCACAGUCAUUUUUUAAUAAACAUGGCCAAGAUCCCACCAAGCACGAAUAUAUUCGUCAGAAGAUACGUGAAGUUGGAAGACUCCUUCUAAUCCUGCGCAAAGAUUAUUCAGUAUACAAUCUUGAAGAAGCAGUCAGGCCUUCAAAUUUCCAUACACUUGUCCAAGCUGUUAAGAAAGUCUCAGGGUUUGAUGAAGAAAAGCAUUCAUUCCAAACGCCAAGCCUUGCUCUGAAGUUAGGGCAUUCGUUGCACAAGAUUUGUGACAUUAUAAACUGUAAAGCUUUGAUGACAGGAGACUGUGAGCUAAAAAAGUCAACCCAAGCUUUCAAAAAACUGUACUCAACUAAGUGGUCUGAACUAGUGUCUCACACAGCUUUAACCACCUUAGAUGACAAGCACUUCAACAAACCAUCCACUCUCCCGUUCACUGAGGAUGUUAAACGUCUUCACCAACAUCUUGAAAAGGUUGGAAAUUCAGCAUCAGAGACCUUGAAAUGCGAUCCAUCACCACAAGCCUAUGGAGAACUUUGUAAAACUACACUGUCAAAAAUAAUUUUGUUCAACCGAAGACGAGGGGGAGAGGUUUCUAAAAUGCACCUGUCUGCCUUUGCUAUGAGGGACACAUCUCCUUUACAUAAAGAUGUUGCACUUGGUCUUUCACAAUUUGAACAAAAACUCUGUGCCCAUUUCAGCCGUGUUGAAAUUAAAGGUAAGAGGGGGCGAAAGGUUGCUGUACUAUUGUCGCCAGACAUGGUGGAAGCCAUCAACAUUCUCAUCAGCAGAAGACAAGAGUGUGGAGUGCCACAGAAAAACCCUUUUCUCUUUGCUCGACCCCACUGUCUCACUCCGUUUCGCGCACAGGACUGUCUGAGGCUUUAUUCAAAUCAGUGUGGUGCUCAAAGACCUGACCUGCUUCGAUCAACACAACUACGCAAGCAUGUUGCAACAUUAUCACAGGUUUUGAAUCUCAAAAACCAUGAACUGGACCAAGUUGCUGACUUUCUGGGACAUGAUAUUCGUGUUCAUAGAGAAUAUUAUAGGCUGCCAGAGGCCACAACCCAACUUGCAAAAAUAUCAAAAUUACUUAUUGCAUUGGACAAAGGGGCACUUUCUGAUCUUCAAGGCAAAACACUGGAGGAGAUAGAAAUUGAAGAUGAGCUUGACCUGACAGACUCUGAUGGAGGUGAAGAAAGUGAGACCGAGGAAUUGACAGAAUGCAGCACAAAUGAAGAACCCAGUGAACCUCCAGGCACCAGAGAUGAAAGCAAGAGAGCCAGAGAGCCUGUUGAUGAUAUUUCAGGUACAUCUAAGGAUGUUGACUCUCCUGGAGAAGGAACAUCUCAAGCAUUUCCUGAUCAAGAAGCCCAAAAGAAGCGCCCUCGAAGGAUUCAAAAGCGUCCCUGGUCUCCAAAAGAAGUUGCUGCAGUGAUGAAGUACUUUAGCAAACACAUCAACACUGGGAAGCUGGCAUCCUUCAUUGAAAUAGAACAGUGUAAAAAGGCUGAAUAUCUCGUCCUUAAAGGCCGAUCUCCACAGAACAUAAGAGACUUUGUUCGAAACAGAGGCAAAGCUAAAAAAAAAUCCUAGAUGUCUCGAUCGUUGAUGUUGAGCAAAAUGUUAAUUAAAGCUCCAUACAAGAAUAUUUGCUGUGCUUUCAAGUUGACAGUUGUAGUUCAAUAACCCUCCCACUAUCUUUAUGGGUGACCCCGCGAGGAAAGUUGACCAUUGAGCAGGAUUGAUGGUUUAUCCCUUGGGUCCACGUGGCAGGGGUGAGGUGGUGCUCACUCCUCACUUCUGCCACAUGGACCCAAGGGAUAAACCAUCAAUCCUGCUCAAUGGUCAACUUUCCUCGCAGGGUCACACCCAUUAGGACAGUGGGAGGGUUAAGCAGUGUUAAACACAAUAUUUAGUUGAUGUUUAGCUAAAUGUUCACCAAAGCUAUAAGGAAGUGAGAGUAUAAUGUGCUUGCCAUUUUUACUUUGUUUUAAGCUGUGAUUUUACGUUUAACAGUCAAAGAAUUUCAUGUUGAACCCUCCUUUUUGUAAAAAAAUAUAGCUCACUUGAGUAAAAUGAUAGACAUUAAUAAAACAGCUCAACCUUGCAA
Molecule: messenger RNA, 4772 nt
Organism: Nothobranchius furzeri (turquoise killifish)
Lineage: Eukaryota; Metazoa; Chordata; Actinopteri; Cyprinodontiformes; Nothobranchiidae
Source: RefSeq, a predicted model, not a curated record